AUGGCAUCGCCUGCUUAUAAAAAGUACGACUUCAAUCAAUUUCUGGAUACAGCAAGAGAAAUGAAUAUCCGAGAACCGCCCGACGUUGUGAUUUUCUGCGAACUCAUCUAUGGCGCUGCAAUCACAUGCCUUAAGAAGUUUUUCCUCCGUGAUGUGUUCAAAAUCUUUAUCACUAGUCAUAAGGCCAACAUAGAUCUUAUGGACGUUGUUAUAAAAAGCUUCACGGACUCUACUAAUAGUGGAAAAUUGUCAAAAGCCUGGGCACACGCUCAAAACUGUCAUACCAACUUCUACGAGCUCAAAAACAUGAAAAAAAAACUGAAGCAGAAUAUACUGAAAUCUGUGAGCGAAAUGAACAAUAUCAUCAAAAAAGCUGACAUUGACAUGAUUAAUAACAAUUUGAAGCCAUUUUUGAAACAAAUGGAAAAACUACCAACCAAGAAAACCGUGACUAUUGGGAAUGAAUCAUUUGAGUACAACAAAACGGCCAGUUGGUAUAACUAA
Messenger RNA from Caenorhabditis elegans, 504 nucleotides. RefSeq lists its product as uncharacterized. The record is from RefSeq and is marked reviewed. The transcript has 3 exons. The coding region runs from base 1 to 504 and encodes 167 amino acids. NCBI's taxonomy places the organism in Eukaryota, Metazoa, Nematoda, Chromadorea, Rhabditida, Rhabditidae.